Penaeus vannamei (Pacific white shrimp) is the source of this 936-nucleotide messenger RNA. NCBI's taxonomy places the organism in Eukaryota, Metazoa, Arthropoda, Malacostraca, Decapoda, Penaeidae. The record is from RefSeq and is a predicted model, not a curated record.
ACGAAAUCGUUCAAAACGGUACAAACCUUUUCAAAAAAAAAAGUCAUAAAUCAAGUAAUUAUUAUAUUUUCAAGUUUAUUCCCCGUAACAUUCCUUCUAUUUAUACGGAAUGGCAUAUUUUUCAAGAUUUUUUGUGCUUUUGUUGAUACUCUGGCCAGAAAUUAAAAUAUUAGCAGCUUUACGAACCCAUCAAGAGAUGCCAUUGCCUGUAUUGAAAGUCGACGAUCUGUCAACGGAAAAAGAUAAAAAUGAUUUUCCUUAUAAUUCCUUGCUCGUUCGUGGUUUUUACGAAUGGGGAGGUGGUGAGACUGAUGAUAAACCUAGAAUGAUGAGAAGAAAGGGGGAUUACGACGUAAGUGACAAGAGAAACGAAACAGGAAGGAAAGUCGACGACCCACCAGCGAUAAAGAAUCAAGUCGACUUUUCUUCUCUUUCUCUCCUGCACGUUGGCAAUUUCUUCGAAUGGGGAGGUGGCAAUAACAAUGAUAAACCUGGAAUAACGGAUAGAGAAGAUGAUGAUGGUGGCAAUGGCCACAGAGAAGAAUGGACGCAAAAAGUCGACUCUGAAGAUGACUUACUCGGUGAAAGCAACUCUGGCUACAACGGUGAGAAUAACCAUCCAACCUGGCAAGAAGACUCCGAAAUAGACAGAAAAAAUGAAAUAGACAGACACAGUAAAGGAAACAAGCACACAAAUAAACAAAAGGAAGAGAUAGAUAAGAUAAAACUCGAUAUAUUAGGCAUUUUAUUAGCUAUUUACGUGAAGUUGGUUAUUUCCACCGGGAUUUCGUCGGUUUUCCUGUUUCUCGGCUCCGUUAUAUACCAGCUGGCUAUUUUCACCGGGACAACGGCCGUUUUCGCGGAGGAUUCGGUUAUCCAGUUUAUUUCAAAAAGCCUUUCGAUUGUGGAAACUUUUCUGUGAAUAUAUCAAUUGAU